Molecule: messenger RNA, 1197 nt
Organism: Staurois parvus
Lineage: Eukaryota; Metazoa; Chordata; Amphibia; Anura; Ranidae
Source: the annotation of a GenBank genome assembly
AUGUUGAUCACGGUGUACUGUGUCCGGCGGGACCUGAGCGAGGUGACCUUCUCCCUGGAGGUGGACCCGGACUUCGAGCUGGAGAACUUCCGGGCCCUGUGCGAGCUGGAGAGCGGGAUACCCUCCGACCAGGCCCUGAUCAUCUAUGCAGAGAGACCCCUGACGGACAAUCAGCGCUCGCUGUCCUCAUACGGGCUGAAAGACGGCGAUGUGGUGAUCUUGAGGCAGAAGGAUCCAUCGGAGGCGCGGCCUGCAAACCCAUUACCAGUAGGACUGCCCAGGAUUGAUUUCAGCAGUAUCGCUGUUCCCGGGACCUCCAGCCAACAACCCCCGCCUGCCCCUCAGCCCCCUCGGCCCCCCGCUCCAGAUUCAACAACCUUUCCUCAGGGGCUGGACAACCCGGCUCUGCUGCGAGAAAUGCUGCUGGCAAAUCCCCAUGAACUGUCCCUGCUGAAAGAACGGAACCCACCCCUGGCGGAGGCACUGCUGAGCGGGGAUUUGGAAAGAUUCACAAGAGUCCUCCUGGAGCAACAACAAGAGCGAGCCCGCAGGGAGCAGGAGCGGAUACGGCUCCUCUCUGCCGAUCCCUUCGACUUGGAAGCCCAAGCCAAGAUAGAGGAAGACAUAAGGCAGCAGAAUAUAGAAGAGAACAUGACGAUCGCCAUGGAGGAGGCUCCAGAGAGCUUCGGUCAGGUGGUGAUGCUCUAUAUCAACUGCAAGGUGAACGGGUACCCUGUGAAGGCGUUCGUCGAUUCAGGGGCCCAGAUGACAAUCAUGAGUCAGGCCUGCGCCGAGCGUUGUCACAUCAUGAGGCUGGUGGACAGAAGGUGGGCCGGGAUCGCUAAGGGGGUCGGCACGCAGAAGAUCAUUGGCCGAGUCCAUCUGGCUCAGGUACAGAUCGAAGGCGACUUCCUGCCCUGUUCCUUCUCCAUCUUGGAGGAGCAGCCGAUGGACAUGCUGCUCGGCCUCGACAUGUUAAAGAGACACCAGUGCUCCAUCGACCUGGAGAAGAACGUGCUGGUGAUCGGCACCACGGGUACUCGUACUAGCUUCCUGCCUGAGGCCGAGCUCCCGGAGUGCGCCAGACUAGCAUACGGGCCGGGCAGGGAGGACAUGCGUCCGGAGGAGAUCGCGGAUCGCGAGUUGGCGGAAGUAUUGCAGAAGUCGGCUGAUGAAGCAGAGCAGCAGAAACCUUGA